AUGGCUUCUUCUAAAGUUAGUUUGUUAAAUUCUGAAAGACGCAAGAGGGUUUUUCUUGGAGCAUUACCUCCUGAUUUCUUACGAAUAACUACUACUCCAAAACAGCAACAAGAAGCAGCUGAUCAGCAGGCUGCCUGGGCAUUACAUCACCAACUCGUUGGCACUUCUUUAGUUCAAAAUACUGUCGGAAGGCUGAAUAUAACAGUUGCUCAGGCUAAACUAGUAAAAAACUAUGGAAUGACUAGAAUGGAUCCUUAUGUGCGAUUAAGGGUAGGACAUUGUGUAUAUGAAACACAAACUGACCCUAAGGGAGGCAAAACACCGCAUUGGAACAAAGUAGUGCAAUGCCCUUUACCACAAGGAGUUAAUUCAAUAUAUGUUGAAAUAUAUGACGAAUGUUCUUUUAUGAUGGAUGAGCUGAUUGCUUGGGCACAUAUACCUAUUGGUAAAAAUGUUUUAAAUGGUGAGACUACAGAAGAUUGGUAUCCCCUAAAUGGCAAACAAGGUGAAGGACGAGAAGGAAUGAUAAAUUUGGUUCUGAGUUACACGAAUGGUGGGCGUGCAGUUAACCAGUGUGUGCCUCUUAUGAUGAUUCCAUCUACUGCACAGAAUAUGUUUGGUAUGCCUCAAUAUUCUCAAGUUCCAGUUUAUACACAGCUACCACCUCAAUCUAUUGUUAAUGCUCAACAUUUUGUGCAGAUUGAAGAAAUGUUUCCUAAUAUUGAUAAAGAAGUGGUGAAAUCUGUUUAUGAAGCUAACAGAGGAAAUAAAGAUGCUACUAUAAAUUCACUUCUACAAAUGUCUGAUGCUUAG
Molecule: messenger RNA, 813 nt
Organism: Nezara viridula (southern green stink bug)
Lineage: Eukaryota; Metazoa; Arthropoda; Insecta; Hemiptera; Pentatomidae
Source: the annotation of a GenBank genome assembly